Sphaeramia orbicularis (orbiculate cardinalfish) is the source of this 2308-nucleotide messenger RNA. It is a transcript of the gene poll, whose product is annotated as polymerase (DNA directed), lambda. Gene Ontology annotation, molecular function: DNA binding; DNA-directed DNA polymerase activity. The transcript has 9 exons. Gene Ontology annotation, cellular component: nucleus. Gene Ontology annotation, biological process: double-strand break repair via nonhomologous end joining. The coding region runs from base 76 to 1785 and encodes 569 amino acids. The record is from RefSeq and is a predicted model, not a curated record. Lineage: Eukaryota; Metazoa; Chordata; Actinopteri; Kurtiformes; Apogonidae.
AAGGCGUUCGUUCCGGUUGUGUAUGUAUGGUGCCAUUUAAACCGGGGCCUUUGGCUCCAGCCUUCAGCAGUAACUAUGGAGCCUCGUCAUGGUAUCAUGAAGGCUUUCCCCAAAGUUAAAAGAGCCAAAGUGCUUCCAGGAAAGGAUGCACCACCGCUGAAGAAGAAACCUGAUGAAUGUAAUGUCACAGGGAACGCCUUUAAUGGCAUCACUGUGUACAUCCUGCCCGCUGCUAUUGGAAAUGCCAGGUGUCAAAUCUUUCAACGACAAAUCCAGCAAAAUGGUGGACUCACAGAGAGUUCACUUGGUCCUGGUGUCACACAUGUUGUUGUUGAUGACAGCAUGGACAGAGACAGGGCAUUGCGUUUACUUAAAGUGAACUGCAUGCCCUCUGGAGUCCAACUGGUGAAAUGCACUUGGUUGAGUUCAUGCAUUAGUGAGAAGCAACUGUUAGAUGUGGGCAACUAUAGUCUUCUUCCAGUCAAGAGUGACUCAGAAACACAACAUGAAAAUAUCGAAGAAGAGUUGCCCGAUGUCAAGCCUAUUUCAAAACCUACUGUAGAACUAGUCACUGUUGAAACCAAGGAAGAGGACAAAGUGGAUGCGCCAGUGCCAGACGGCAAGGAGGAAACGCGAGGAGAUGACGACGGGGUGUCUCAGAGUGACCUGGAAGCUCUCAUCACUGGCCUGCAUCCUAAAGAGGAGACUCCUGGGCCUAGCCAAAACCCCAGCAGUCUAGCAGACUCUGCUCCUCAGAAGGGGCUCUCUGGGAAGUGGGUUUGCGCUCAGUCCUCUCAGUCCAAGAGUAAUAACUUCAACAAGCACAUCACAGACAAACUGGAGGUGCUGGCCAAGGCCUACACACACCAGGGGGACAAGUGGAGAGCACUGAGCUACUCCAAGGCUGUCAACGCACUGAAGAGCUACCACAAGCCUGUUACAUCAUAUCAGGAAGCUUGUCAAAUCCCAGGAAUCGGGAAACGUAUGGCUGACAAAAUUGAUGAAAUUAUGGAGAGUGGUCAUCUACGGAAGCUAGACCACAUUGGGGAGGCUGUACCUGUACUGGAGCUUUUCACUAAUAUCUGGGGUGCAGGAAGCAAGACUGCACAGCUUUGGUACCAACAGGGAUUUCGCAACCUGGAGGACAUCGCCACAAAAGCCCACCUGACCCACACCCAGAAAAUAGGCCUGAAACACUACGACGAUUUCCUCGACCGAAUGCCCAGGGAGGAAGCAGCCACCAUUGAGAAAGUGGUGAGAGAUGCUGCUCUUGCUGUAGACUCAGGCUUGGUCGCACGAGCGUGUGGGUCGUAUCGCCGGGGAAAAGCCACAUGUGGUGAUGUUGAUGUCAUUAUAUCUCACCCUGAUGGCAAGUCUCACAAAGGAGUCUUCAGCAAAAUUUUACAGAUUCUCCAUGACAGCGGGUUUUUGACGGAUGACCUCGUAAGCCACGAGGAGAAUGGGGAGCAGAAAAAAUACAUGGGUGUGUGUCGCCUGCCAGGACCUGGCCACCGCCAUCGCAGGCUGGACGUCAUUGUGGUGCCCUACAACGAGUUUGCCUGCGCUCUUAUGUAUUUUACAGGAUCUGCACAUUUUAACCGCUCAAUGAGAGCCCUGGCAAAGACAAAACAAAUGAGUUUAUCAGAGCAUUCAUUGAAUAAAGAUGUGGUGCGUCAGGGUAGUGUAAAGGUUUACGGAGGCAAUCCACUCCCUACACCCACAGAGAAGGAUGUUUUUGAUAUUUUGGGGAUACCAUACAGGGAGCCUCAUGAAAGAGACUGGUGAACAUUUGUUAGUAACCAUCACUACUCUAAGAAUGACAUAAAAAAUGAAAAGUAUAAUUAAUUACAACGAUGUAUCACCAGUUAUGCUUAAACAACACAAAACUGUAUCAAUCCUGCUUAACUUGAAUGGCAAUUUUAUUCUGAAGCUUGAAGUGUCAGUUUGCCCAAAUCACAAAAACCAUUGUCUUGCCGUAACUUUUGUUAAAAUGAAUGAGUUUUGUUUUAAUGUGGAAGCCUUUUGUUUUGUAGAAUUAUGGUCUUUAAAAGUAAUUUUGUUCAUUUAAAUUCUCAUAAAUUGAAAUCAUGUUUUUUUAAACUAAAAUUUCCAAGAUAAGAAAUUCAUAAUGGGAUUUUCACAUGUCUAUAUGUAUGAUGCUUGGAUAGUAUAAAUAAAAAACAGGCUGAUUUUAAAGUACAAUGAGAAAACGUGUGCCUUUGGACAUUAGGGAACUGGCCCUUAAAAACUGUUUUAAUAAGGAGGUAUAUUUUAUGAAUGAUAAAUAAAAAAUAAAGCUGCACAGUAA